Molecule: messenger RNA, 1691 nt
Organism: Chanos chanos (milkfish)
Lineage: Eukaryota; Metazoa; Chordata; Actinopteri; Gonorynchiformes; Chanidae
Gene: mthfs
Product: 5,10-methenyltetrahydrofolate synthetase (5-formyltetrahydrofolate cyclo-ligase)
Exons: 3
Coding region: 199-804 (201 amino acids)
Biological process (GO): folic acid-containing compound biosynthetic process; tetrahydrofolate interconversion
Cellular component (GO): mitochondrion
Molecular function (GO): 5-formyltetrahydrofolate cyclo-ligase activity
Source: RefSeq, a predicted model, not a curated record
CAGAUUGAACACACCUUCUCAGCAUAUUAACCGCGCAGGGCAGUUUUCUCAUAGGAGAAAAAGAUAUCGCUCUGGUAAAUGAUUAGAAACUGUUGUGUUAGCAUUGGCUGUUUAGAAUUAGUGUUCUUUCCAGUCUAUACUGGUUAAAACACAUUACGACCUGGUGACAGACCAGCCAAGAUCCACGGAUUUCACGUCAUGAAUAUGGCUGCUUUGCGUGCUGCUAAGCAAGCCCUGAGAAAAGAAAUAAAAAAGCGAGUCGCUUUACUGAGUGACCAUGAGAAACUUCGUCAGUCACAUGUCGUUUCGCAAAAGUUGUUUAAACACCCCAGAUACCAGAGCAGUCAGCGCAUUGCAGUGUUUCUCAGCAUGCAUGAUGAAGUCCGCACAGAGGUUAUUAUUGAGGACAUGUUUAAAAGGGGCAAGGUGUGUUUCAUCCCCAAAUACCUGACAAACAGCAAUCAUAUGGACAUGCUGAGACUGACCAGCCCUGAAGACAUGAGCACGCUUCCUCUGACCUCCUGGAACAUUCGCCAACCUGGGGACAACGACACUGAUAGAGAGGAAGCCUUGGCUACGGGAGGUCUAGACCUCAUCCUCAUGCCGGGUCUGGGCUUUGACAGAAACGGAAAUCGUCUGGGUCGAGGGAAGGGCUUCUACGAUUCCUACCUGGAGCGCUGCAUGACACACCCCAAAGGCAAACCCUACACCAUUGCUCUCGCCUUCAAAGAGCAGAUAUGCCAGGAGGUUCCUGUGGAUGACAACGAUAUCCACAUAGAUGAAGUCCUCUACGAUGAUGAAUAGUCGUCAUGACAGUGACGGCGCCACCAGCAAAGCAGUAUUGAAUUGAACCGGAUCGAAAUAAUUGUCCAGACAUUUGUUCCCAUAACCCUGUCUUCCUGACGGCCUUUUAACAAAUUAUUGCAGGUUUUCGUUCCAAAUUUGUACGAAACAUUAGGAAACCGAAUAAGUGGGAACUUGAAACUUCAAAAAAAUGAAAAAAAAUUUGGGUUUUUGGUGCAGCACGGUAACUCUGGUAAUUCUUGUUUUUUGUGGUGGUGUUGUUCCUUGUUGUGUACAGAACUCCACGAGUGCCUUUGCCAGACUCAUGUCAUGACUCAUCAGUGUUAACAUAAAUCAGGGAAGAUUAAAUUGCGCAAAUAAUGAGGCAGAUCCUACCUGACUCACUGCCGCUCAUUUUAUUUACAUUGUUUACAUAGCAUCAGCCCUGGGACUGUCUGCUCAGAGUUUUAACAGGCCCCCGUAGGAUUACGAAACUGUUUUCAUUGUCUAGAGAACAGUUUGACUUAUAUUUUUUUUCAGUCGUCUACUUGUCAGAGAGCGCUCUUGAAUCGUCCUUGUUGCCUUUGCUUGCAUAACCAGACCAUGAAUUUAGUAGAUGUCAUUUUGUCACUUAAACAAAAACUUUGCACUUUGUUUUUGGUGCCAACUAUUGCAAAGGUCGGCGAUUUGUUACGGCAAUCGUUUUAUCAGAGGAGCAGUUAAUAUUUUUAAUUGACACUAUUCAGUUCACAUUAGCAUUGUGCAUAGAUCCGUUUUGACUUUGAAUCUUAUUAUCUCUUCAUCUGUGUCAGCUCUCAUUCAAUUAAGUGUCACUAAUUAGGCAUGAUAAAGUUAUUUGAAAACGAAUAAAUAUCUUCAUGGAAGCACUAAAGCAGCUCUUCAACAAA